AGACUUACCGAGAUAGCAUUGGCAACAAAUAAGUUCACACCCAUUACAUGGACUUUGUUCUGUUCAAAACAGAUCAAUCGUUUGUGAAUUUAUUUGUUGGUGGAGAGAUAUAUCCAGUCCAGCUAAAGACGCUACUCAAUCCCGAAACAUGUGGGACCUUUUUUAAGGAAAGGGUGAUACGCUCCAUGGAGGGUAUCAAGGUACACUGCGUUCAGUGGGACUCUUCCCCAAACCACAUCAAACACAGAAUGGACAUUGAUAGAGAUGGACUAUUGUUUAGGGAGGUUUUGCAAUUUAUUCGCAAUGGAAAACGCACAAGUAUUCCAGAAAGUAAAUAUCAAUUACAACAGUUGGUGUGCGAAGCUGAAUUCUUUGGCCUCGAAGUUUAUCGAAAGAUGCUGCGACGACGACUGUGGAAAUUAACCGGGAAAGCAGCUUAUUACGCAUGCUACUCAGAUUCCGAUUAA
This is a messenger RNA of Cylicocyclus nassatus, 467 nucleotides long. The record is from the annotation of a GenBank genome assembly. Lineage: Eukaryota; Metazoa; Nematoda; Chromadorea; Rhabditida; Strongylidae.